CCGACUGCGGAGGAGUUGGUGGUCACGGAGAAACUACUUGAGGUGCUGAAGGCGGCCGGGCAAUUCGAAACCGAGGAGGCCAGUCGCAACCGGUAAGUGACUAGGAAAAGAAAUGCACUGUGCUACUCUGCCUUGAAUUCUGUCUCCAUUUGGCCUCAUUAACGUCUAUUCUUUCGCCGGCGCGGUUUCCCUAGUGAGCUUGUAUUGGGAAAAAUCGACAAAUUGACGCAAGAGUUUGUGUACAAGGCGUCGCUGAAGCACGGGCUGCCCGAGUCAGUUGCGCGCGACUGCCACGGCAAAAUAUUCACAUUUGGAUCGUACCGACUCGGUGUACACGCUGCUGGUGCUGAUAUCGAUACGCUGUGUGUGGCUCCAGCACAUGUCACUCGCGAAGACUUUUUCGAGAUUAUGCACGGGCUGCUCAAGGGCCGCCCCGAGGUCGAGGAGCUGACGCCAGUGCACGAUGCGUUUGUGCCCGUCAUCAAAAUGCAGUUUGGUGGGGUUGAUAUCGACCUGACGUUUGCGUCGCUGCAGUUGCCGACAAUUGCCGAAGACCUGGAGCUGCUGGACACGAAUCUGCUGCGCAACCUAGAUGAUGCCAGUAUUCGAAGUGUCAACGGGUCGCGUGUGACUGAUGAAAUCCUGCGGCUGGUGCCAAACAUACCAAACUUCCGACUGGCGCUGCGGUGCAUUAAGCUGUGGGCCAAGCGGCGUGCGGUGUACUCGAACGCUAUGGGGUUCUUUGGUGGUGUUGCGUGGGCUAUGCCUGUUGCGCGUGUGUGCCAGCUGUACCCGAAUGCGUGCGCGGGUACUAUUGUUGCACGGUUCUUCCGCAUCAUGUUCAACUGGAAAACAAUCGAGGACGGUCCGCUGCAGGUGCGUGUGUGGAAUCCAAAACUGUAUGCUCAGGACGAGGCACACAAGAUGCCAAUCAUUACGCCUGCGUACCCGUCGAUGUGCGCGACCCACAACGUGUCGACAUCAACCAAGACGAUCAUCAUGGCCGAGUUCAAACGCGGUGCUGAAAUCACUGACCGUAUUAUGACCAAAAAGGCGGUCUGGGACGAGUUGUUUGAGAAGAGUGAUUUCUUCUACAGGUAUAGACACUAUCUGCAGGUGAAUGUUACAUCCGAAGACGAAGACGACCACCACCGUCUGCAUGGUUUGGCGGACGCGCGUAUCAGACACUACAUCAUGAAGCUCGAGGAUGACCGAUCAGAUCUCCGCAAGAUCCGCCAGGGAGUCCUGCCCGAGACUGACGCAAGCAGCGAGAGUAAGACGAGCGGUGAGGGUAAGGCCAAGGCUGAGAACGAGGCUGAGAACGAGGCUGAGAACGAGGAGAAGGGCUCUAAGAAGAAGCUGUACACGUCGGCAUUCUACAUUGGGCUGCUGAUUAAGGAACGGCCACGCAUGGAUCUAUCAUGGGCCACCCAGGAGUACAUCAAGCUCAUUAAGGUGCCGGAUCUGUGGAAGGAGGAGUCGAUGUCAAUGACGGUGCGGUUCUUGCGUGGCCCGCAGCUGCCGGACGAGGUGUUUGAUGGUCAGCCGCGCAGCCGCAAACACAAAUCUUUGAAGAAGCGCCAGAGCGAUGGAGCGGCCAGCGACGGGCAGCAGAGUGCCUCUGAGCAACAGAACAAGAAAACCAAAGGUUGCCAUGGAUUCGCUGCCGCACAGAGCAGUGCAGCGAAAGAGUCCAUGCCUACAGCAGAAGCAAGCAAGGCGGCGCUGGCCGAGGCUGGCACCAGCUCCUCUGGGGCGUCGAAGCCUGGCCAAGAGCAGGGUGGAGCAGGCCCAACGGUAAGUAAGUCGGGCGAGGCUAAUGGUGGAGCUCCAGGAGCCACAUCUCAGAAGCCACCGACGCCUGACCUGACCACCCUCCCCACUAUCGCAGCACCAGUCCCUCCUGCCGCAAAAACAGGCGGCAUCAAGCUGAAGCUGGCUGGGUCGUCAUGAAAAGCAGCAUGCUGCCUUACAACUUGUUUUUGCCGUUUUUAGGUGUUGGCCUGAUCCCACUAUUUUAAUAAAUUGACCGCUUGUUCUUUCCGGAUAU
Molecule: messenger RNA, 2050 nt
Organism: Linderina pennispora
Lineage: Eukaryota; Fungi; Kickxellomycota; Kickxellomycetes; Kickxellales; Kickxellaceae
Product: Poly(A) polymerase
Exons: 5
Coding region: 409-1953 (514 amino acids)
Cellular component (GO): nucleus
Molecular function (GO): poly(A) RNA polymerase activity; RNA binding
Source: RefSeq, a predicted model, not a curated record